AUGGAUAGCGUACCUCCAGUCGCGUCGGAGCUGUUCAUUAGGAGUCGCGAGUCCGCUCAAAUAGUGCGGUUGCGACGACUCGCGUCUAUCGAGGAAGACGCAGCGCGGCUGCAGCUCAGCGCUGACGCGGGGCUCGACACGGCAACGAGCUUACCCGGUGUGCCACCUGGCCUGGCGUCGAGUACGGUAGCGCAGUUUUCACUACCUGACGGCAACUUGUUGCUCUGGGUCGACCCCGACACCCGAGCCUGUACCGUUUUUCGAGUUGGUGCCCCGGGCGAGCCGCUCGAGCCGGUGACCCGAGUCGGUGGCACUGCCCAGGACGAGUUUAUACAGGAUGCCGCCUUUUCCCCGUGCGGGGCCUUCUUGGUGACCUGGUCUCGGCCGCACGAACGUUUGGCAGACGGAAACUUACGGAUCUGGCGGUGCGCAACUGGCGAAGCGGUGCGGGCGUUUCCGCAUCGACACCACAGCGCUACUGCGUUUCCGUACGUCCAGUGGACAGCCGACGAACGGUAUGCCUUGCACGCAGUCGCCAACGCACUUGACGUCUACGAUGGCUCAAAGCUGGAGCAACCACCCUUGUUGCGCAUCGCGAUCCCUGGUCUUGUGCAGUUUGCCGUCGCGCCGGAGGCAGUUGCUGCUGCGGUCGGAGCGUUGGACCUAGCGUACGUCGCUACUUUUGUUCCCGAAAGUGCGAACGGGGCACCCGCUGUAAUUCAGGUCUGGGCGAUCGGGUCCAGCAGUGCCAUUCGUUCUCGACAUGGAGAAGUGGACGGCUUGCCGGCUAGCGGCAAAGAGGCGCGCUGCGCCGUUCCUGUUGCGAGUCGGCGAGUAUACCGAGCACAACAUGUAGAAUUCUACUGGUCACCGAAAGUUUACGGUUCUGGUAGCAGCCCGUCACUGGUGAUACGCACUAGUCACGAUUACGAUGUACAUGGUCGCUCGUACUACGGCGAAUCGAGCGCCCACUUCCUGUACCUGGGGAAUAAAUCGGAACAGAGCAGGGAGCCUGCCAGAGAUCCGGCAUCGAUGCCGGAGGGACCCAUCCACGACAUCGGUUGGUCACCGACUGGACGCGAGUUUGUGAUCGUCCAUGGGACAACGCCGGCGCGGGCGACCCUCUUUCACGGGACAGGCACGGCAACCUUUGAUUUUGGAACCGGACCUCGGAACCGUGUCUCUUGGUCACCACACGGGCGCUUCUUAGCACUGGCCGGGUUUGGCAGCAUGUCAGGGAACGUGCAGAUAUGGGAUCGGAACAAGAAGAAACUGAUCGGUCAGUUUCAGGCCGAAUGCACCACGCACUGGCAGUGGUCUCCGUGUUCGCGCUUUUUCCUCGUGGGCGUUUGUUAUCCGCGAAUGAAGGUCGACAAUGGAUUUCGCAUUUUCAAGUAUGAUGGCACGCUCGUCUAUGAGCGCAAAAUGCCCACCACACAGCUCUAUCAGGUCGAGUGGCGAGCACGAGUCCCGGAGCAGUUUCCGGAUCGGCCAGUGUCUCCGCAGGUAUUAACGAGUAUGCGCAAAAUGGCAGAGCAGAUGACUGCCAACACGGAUGCUUCGCAAAAGGGAAAUGGUUCCGUCGCCAGUGCAGUAGCGGGAAACCAGACGCGUCCGAGUGGCGCCUAUAUCCCACCGCAUCUUCGACGGCAGGUUAUUGAGAACGGUGUUUCGAUGCCCCCGCUGAAACUCCACGAACACGAGGCACCUCAGAGUCUCGUGUCUGGGCCGUUCCUGACCAAAUCACAACGCAAGAAUCGGAAGAAGAAAGAACGGGAAGCUCGGCAACAGCAGCAGGAUAUACCGUCGGUUUAG
This is a messenger RNA of Cyanidioschyzon merolae strain 10D, 1815 nucleotides long. RefSeq names its product probable eukaryotic translation initiation factor eIF-2A. Gene Ontology annotation, cellular component: cytosolic small ribosomal subunit. Gene Ontology annotation, biological process: translational initiation. Gene Ontology annotation, molecular function: mRNA binding; translation initiation factor activity; tRNA binding. Lineage: Eukaryota; Rhodophyta; Bangiophyceae; Cyanidiales; Cyanidiaceae. The record is from RefSeq and is a predicted model, not a curated record. The coding region runs from base 1 to 1815 and encodes 604 amino acids. The transcript has a single exon.